This is a messenger RNA of Fomitopsis serialis, 2424 nucleotides long. RefSeq lists its product as uncharacterized. The record is from RefSeq and is a predicted model, not a curated record. Lineage: Eukaryota; Fungi; Basidiomycota; Agaricomycetes; Polyporales; Fomitopsidaceae. The transcript is spliced from 4 exons. Bases 1 to 2424 code for a protein of 807 amino acids.
AUGCUGGCCCAACUGACUGCUUCUGGGCACGCCCUCGAUACUGUCCUCGAGAUACUCCAAUUCAUGGACUCCAAAAAGGUCAACCUCGGUGUACUCGUGUCCAUUAUAUGCUGGCAUCCGGAAUUUCCAGCUCUCGUCGAAAACGCGAAGGUUCAACAUGCACGGACGUCCCUCACUCAUAUGCCAGAUAUCAAAAAAUGGAUAGAACGCAUCUACCGUCCUCCUAGGCGACAUAAUGCUGGGAUCAGUACCGAGGGCGCUCAUGCGGCACUGCGGGACUUCGCGAUGGAUGUCGUCUCGCAGGAACUCGAGCAAGAGCUCAAAGCUCUCGACCCCAUCAUGCGAUCAAAGCAGGACGAGCUGUCCGAGGAGAGUGUUCUCUCCAUUAAGCUCGCAGAUAUGGAAAAUAAGGUCACCUUGGCUGCUCCGAAAAUGUGGAGGCUUCUCCGCGGUGUUUCGUACAGCGCUGUUCAGGAAAAGCGAAACACCAUGAAAAACCCGAACUCUACUGUGCUUAUGAUGAUCACAAUGAUAUGCUACUCACGCUCGCACCACCUCUGCCGAUUCCAACAAAUGCUCAGCCUCUACUUCCGAGCAUGCGGCCUCGCGAGUGUCGCGUUCAACACGCUCAAUGCGUUUUCGAUCUGUAUGAAUCAAAAAUGGGUCUAUCCUGCAGUGGAUCGACUGGCUACCACGGCACACGAAGCUCUUCGGCGGGACAUCGAGAGCUACCUAUGGUUUGGCUCCCACGACAAUAUCAACCGCAAAAACAAGAAAUUCGAGCAGCGGCUUGACAACCAGUGCUCUUUCGAGAGCGGAACAGCUGGAACAAUCUACAUCAUCAAGAAUCCCACCGUUGCUCGUUUGGACGCACGCGCUGUUCGCGAACAACUUCAUCGGGGAAGCCAGGAACAGCUGUCCUUACGAGAUCUCCUCCUCAUGGAUGCGAAGGCUGCUCCGCGCAUUCUUGAGCGCGCAGUUUACCACGUCCUGUCGGUCCUUACGGAGGCUCCAGACUUCGAGUUCUCAAGCUAUCAGUUCGCAGAUCACUCCGUCUUCCAGCCGCCCGCGCCCACAGUGCAACUGCCGACUGGUCCCGAACAUGCUACGGUUGCGUACAUGCUAAACACAGUCAAGAUAGAAGAGGCGUCAUAUGAAGGCAACAUACGCGUGAUGCAGGAAUGGGAACGACAGCUCGGCUUCAAUACUCAAGAAAAGAAACAGAAGCUUGCGCGCGAUGCGACUCUGGUCUGGGUUGGCGAUCAGCUUACGGUCUCACGUCUACGUGGCAUCCAACGGUUUCGCUGCGCUGACAUGAAUGCCUACGAGCGAAUGGAUCACGUUGUUCCUCAGUAUGGCUGGUUCCACCUUGUAAUCUCGAAUCUGGCUUCGCUCCACUCGCAGUACUACGGGACCACUAUUGGACGCGGACUGGCCUUUGCUAUCGAGCUGCUUAACCGUAGACGGCUCAGUGCAACAUCAGUACAAGGCCUAUUCACACACGACAUGUCUGAGCUCUUGGACCAUCUCGGGACAGCUAGUCUGCGCGAUGCUUGGUGCAAGGUGGCGAACGUCAAAUCACUCUCGGAUCUGGAGCUACGCAACCGACAACCCGAGGAAUUGAGGGCUUUCGCUGAGAAGAUCGUUGCUGAAUACGCAUCAACGAAGGCACUCGAAUUGCACCGCGCAAAACCGAAGGCGCAGCAUGACGAGCAGCUCCAGCAGCGCAUCCAGUUCAAUAGAGACAUCCUUGAUUACUUCGACAUCCGUGACUCAAUCAAAUCUGGCGAUGUUGGGGCACUCGAAGAGCAACUUCCACGUCUUUUCAUUCGCUUCCUAGGUGGCAAAAACUCGAACUACCACACUGAGGUCUUGGGUCUCAUGCACUCGAUGUACCGGGAGUGGACACCCGAGUUGCGAAACCACGUCAUGCAACAUUGCUGGCUGGCAAACACUACCGGACGCCCGGAUUCAUUUCUCCCAUUCGAUCAGCUUCAAGAGCAUAAUAUUCGGGAUUUGAAGUACAUAUUCGAGCUCAUGGGGCCAUACGCAACGUGGGAGCUACUUGGUCGUAUGUCCGCGGCCAUCCCGUGUCUACGGAAGCUGAAAGACCACAUCGAAAGCGAGUUCAACCACUAUCACCGCGGGAAAUCGCAUACCAGCCCAGAUGCCGAGGAGGACAUCGCGAAGCUGCACCAGGCGCUACGUGACUCGAAGGUCCACCAAUACAUUGCAGGACGAAGGGUUACGAAGAAAAACAAAUACCCAGACGUCAUGCGUGAAGGUAGCAAUCCCGUGAAGAUGAAAAAGGCAUUGGAUUCGUUUUACGAGAAACGCGAGUGCGAUCGGGUAACAACGGAGCGCUAUGUCGAACGUGAGAGUACAAGAGGGACUACAAACACGGCUGCUACUACUGGUCCAUAG